Molecule: messenger RNA, 1257 nt
Organism: Mya arenaria
Lineage: Eukaryota; Metazoa; Mollusca; Bivalvia; Myida; Myidae
Product: alpha-2B adrenergic receptor-like
Exons: 2
Coding region: 1-1257 (418 amino acids)
Biological process (GO): adenylate cyclase-activating adrenergic receptor signaling pathway
Cellular component (GO): membrane
Molecular function (GO): G protein-coupled receptor activity
Source: RefSeq, a predicted model, not a curated record
AUGUUAUGCGCAAAUAAUACUACAAUAAUUUGUAACAAUGACACAAUUGCUGCUAAUUUUGAAGACAGCACAACUCAAUUCGUUCCGCUGGAAUUUCAAGCAACGACAAAGAACGUUAUUCUAGCGGUCGUUUUGACAAUUCUUGACGUUGUUACAAUUUUCGGCAAUCUUCUUGUUCUUCUUUCCUUUGUAAUCGAGCGACGUCUGCUGCAGCCAUUUAAUCUCUAUAUUUUGAACCUUGCGGUGACGGACUUCUUCGUUGCCAUAACGGCAAUGACGUUUUAUACGUUAGAUACGCUGCUUGGAUACUGGCCGUUCGGACGAAUCAUGUGCGGUGUGUGGAUCUACUUUGACUUUGCGAUGACAUUUGCGUCUGUGUUUACGUUAGUCGCCAUCUCCGUGGACCGAUUCUGGUGUGUAACAUGGGCUAUUCAUUAUAGGACACACAACAACCGUUUUCGAACGGCUAUGGUUCUUGUUUUCAUUUGGUUUUCUGUGAUUGCAAUCUGGACACCACCCUUUAUUGGCGACCGACUGCAACAUAACGAGGACCAUUUCUGUAUUUGGGAGCCGUCGGACAACCUUGAAUUUGUCAUAUUUGUGGCGAUAGUUGGCCACUACAUUCCUUGCCUCAUGAUGGUGUUUUCCUAUGUCAAGGUAUUUUUGGUAAUGCGACGUCAAGCUACUAUUUUUGCCGCAAAUUCACAGGCACGAACGCAAACCGCUGUAUCGACCGUUAAACUAACUGUAAAUUCUGCAGAGCACAGCGAGAGAAUCGGAGAACCCAGUGGCAAUUCCGCAAUCUUAAACGAAGAAGGAAAUCGAGAUCACCUUCGAGUGGAAGAAAUAUCGCAGGGCCCAUAUAGGUCUACGGAGACGACACAAACAGGCAGUCAUGAUCAGUUCCAGGCUACUUCGCAGUUUGGUGGCAGUGCGUAUGGUAAUGAAAGAUUACCUCCGCGAAAAACUGGUCGUCGAAAACGCCAAAAGGAAAGAAGUAACAGUCGUGAGCGAAGAAUAUUCAUAACACUAACAUACGUUUUAAGCAGUUAUUUGAUAUGUUGGUUUCCAUUUUACAUUGCAUUCGAUAUGUACGCAUGGGCACCAGACCUAGUUCCGGCAGAGAUGUACACAUUUUUCUUCUGGGUGACGUACGUCAACUCUACGCUUAAUCCUUUUAUUUACGCCUAUACAAGUAAGGAGUUUCGUGAUGCGUUCAUAAAAGUCUUUAAGACAUUGUAUAAAUGUAAAAUUUAG